AAAAAGAGAAAGGAGGAAGAUUGACCGAGCAACUUUUCACUGUUACAGAUACACUCAGUUUAGGGGACCGUACGAUGGACAACAUGGAUCGACACGCGAGUCAGAACAGACCGCGAAAUCAGUUGUUGGCUGAUCCUUCCGGGCUGAAGCCGAAGGUGGAACCAACGUUCGACUACUCGCAGAUCACCAACGUGACAGCACUGAUAGGAAAGACCGCUUAUCUCACGUGUAGAGUUCGCAACCUGGGCGACAAGACCGUAAGAUCCUUUGCUUCAUCGAUCAUCCGAUUUCGAUCUCUAUUUAUAUCGUUGUCGAGUGAAUUCGCGUGUUUUCAAAGCCACCCGAAUGUCUGUGUUCGAUUUUUCCUCGAUUAUCACGAUUCUGAAAUUCCGUUUGCAAAGGUAUCCUGGGUGAGACACAGAGAUAUUCACAUUUUAACGGCAGGAGCGUAUACCUACACGAGUGAUCAGCGGUUUCAAGCGCUUCACAGACAAAACACAGGCCAAAGUAGCGAGUGGUCUGAAUGGACACUUUGCAUAAAGUGGGCGCAGGAGAGAGACCAGGGACUCUACGAAUGUCAAAUCUCCACCAUUCCAGUCAAGUCGCACCAAUUCCGUUUGACCGUUGUCGUACCGACAGCAACGAUACUCGGAGGUCCAGAGCUGUACGUCGGUGCGGGAAGCACGAUAAACUUGACGUGUGCCAUACACUUCAGUUCGGAGCCACCAGCCUACAUCUUUUGGUACUACAAUGAGAACGUAUUGAGCUAUGACAGUCCCAGGGGCGGCGUCUCGGUGAUAACUGAAAAGGGUGGCGACGUCACCACCUCUUGGCUCCUUAUCCAGACGGCGCAACCCUCGGACUCUGGGGAGUACAGCUGCAAGCCCAGCAAUGCCAACACAGCGUCCAUCAAAGUUCACGUCCUAAACGGUGACGAAUGUGGACCGUGUUGCGGGAAGAUGAGAACGAGUGACUUGUUUGUUGCAGGCGAGCGACCGGAAGCGAUGCAGACCGGAACGGCGGGGCCGAUUUUAUCCUCGAGCUGUCUUUUGGUGUCUCUCAUCAUUUUGUACAUAUCGUCAAUG
Molecule: messenger RNA, 1085 nt
Organism: Heterotrigona itama
Lineage: Eukaryota; Metazoa; Arthropoda; Insecta; Hymenoptera; Apidae
Source: the annotation of a GenBank genome assembly